This is a messenger RNA of Zasmidium cellare ATCC 36951, 1227 nucleotides long. RefSeq lists its product as uncharacterized. The record is from RefSeq and is a predicted model, not a curated record. The transcript has a single exon. Gene Ontology annotation, molecular function: FAD binding. Lineage: Eukaryota; Fungi; Ascomycota; Dothideomycetes; Mycosphaerellales; Mycosphaerellaceae. Bases 1 to 1227 code for a protein of 408 amino acids.
AUGGCAGAUUCGAACAAAGUCAUUAUCAUCGGCACAGGCGUCACCGGCCUCAGUCUUGCGCAAGGGCUGAAAAAGGAAGGCAUACCCUUUGCAAUUUACGAGAAGAAUGAAAGUCGCCAGACAAGAAGAAACUGGACCUUCACCGUGCAUUGGGGAAUGGAUGCACUCCAAGAGCUGUUGCCAGAAGACCUCUUCGCCUUGCUACCAACCACCCAAGUCGACCCUCAUCAUCCUGGACUGCCAUCUUGGUAUCAGGUCCCGUUAUUGAAUGGAUCGACUGGGGAUUUGAUCAAAAUUCUGGAGUCUGAGAAGUUGUAUCGCUUGUCGAGAGAUAAAUUGAGAGCGUUACUUCUGACUGAUCUGGACGACUCGGUGCACUGGGGCAAAGAGCUCAUCGGCAUUACCUACUCGGACGAUGGCGCAACUGCCCAAGUAUCAUUCGCAGACGGAUCGCAUGAUACUGGCUCGGUGGUCGUAGGAUGCGACGGGACACACUCUGCUAUUCGAUCGCUGCUAGUUGGACCUGACCAAACCAAACUCACUCAAGUCGGAGAUCUCGCAACAACCAUGUGCUUCACCCAGCACACCCGCGAACAUGCGCAUUUCCUCCGCUCAGAACCCCACUCCCAUCCCCUGUAUCAAGUCGCCCUCCACCCCGCCGGUUUGACAGGCUUCCUCUGCGUGCACGACGCUACAGAUAAAGACCAUCCCGAAACCUGGACAUUCUUCCACUACAUCUCCUUCCAUGCGACUGAAGGUCAAGAAGCCUGGUCGAAGAAAGAACUAGUUCAACACUCGAAAUCCCUCGCCAAAGAUUUCUGCGAGCCCUGGAGAAGCGUAUACGAGUGGAUGGACGACGAUGAAUCGAAUGUGUGGUACACAAAAAUGAUGCACUGGGACCCUUCAUUACCCGAACACACCUGGUCCAACCACAGCGGCCGAGUAACCCUCGCCGGCGACGCAGCGCAUCCCAUGUCCUUCCAACGAGGACAGGGCUGUAACAACGCACUUCAAGAUGCAGCGGAGAUGUUUCGGGGGUUGAAGAAGUGGUUUGCUGGUGAAGUUGGGAGGGAGGAGGUUGUGAGGGUUUAUGAAGAGGAGAUGAAGGAGAGGGGUGGGAGGGAGGUGAGGUUGAGUGCUGAGACUACGCGGGCGUUGCAUGAGGCUGGGAAGGGCAUGGGGAGUGUGUUGGUGAGGCAGGGGGUGCAGCCUUCGAAGAAGGAGUAG